This is a messenger RNA of Brassica oleracea var. oleracea, 1638 nucleotides long. RefSeq lists its product as uncharacterized. Lineage: Eukaryota; Viridiplantae; Streptophyta; Magnoliopsida; Brassicales; Brassicaceae. The transcript is spliced from 4 exons. The record is from RefSeq and is a predicted model, not a curated record. Bases 1 to 1638 code for a protein of 545 amino acids.
AUGAUGCACUAUUUUUCUCAAACACCUCCACUUUCUUCUACUCCAGCGGGUGAUGAAAAUGUUCCGAGAGCAACGGAAUUUCCCAAAUUUUCUACCCAAAUAGCUCUUGGUGGCAUGAUUGGUGCUAGAGAACCCAUUCCCAACGCAAAUGCAGAUGAAUCAGCUCAAGCUUGCCGUAGAAGCCCUACGUGGAUCAACGAUCAAAAUUUGGUGCUACUUAGUGGAUGGAUUAAAUAUGUAACAUACAUCAUUGUUGGCAAGAACCAGAAAAGCGAAGCAUACUGGAGAAUAGCUUACCAGUUUUCAAAACGCAUUCUUGAAGAAGGAGCUGAGACCCAGAUUGAUAAGAUUAACAAUACAUGUAGGCAUAGGACAUUGGAUAUGGUGAGAAGUGUUCUCAAGGAUGAGUAUGAUGAAGUUUUGCAAGACACGGUCUUCGGUCCGAUUUUGGCAAUCCUAGAGAACAAGCUCAUGUACUCAGGGAAGAUUAUUCACAGCUUCAUAUGCAAGCAGCUCAAGGUUUCCAAGCUUCCCGAGCUGUGGUUUGUAUUUGCAAGGAGGCCUCUUAGGUUUUCACAGCAAGAAUUUUAUGCUGUGACUGGACUCAAGUUCAAGGAUGAACCUGACGUAGACUUUGAAGAUUGGGAGGAUGAUAAGUUGUUUUGGAGCAGGGUGUUGAAGCAGAACAGGAAGAUCAACUUAUUGAGAUACCUCAUAGCUAAGGAUGAUAGAGUUUCUAUCCCUCUAGAAUACAUCCGCUUGGUGAUGGAUUUUGGUAAGAUGAGGAUGUUUCCUUGGAGUCUUCACGCAUAUGAUGAGCUGAUUGAUUCAAUACGCAAAGCAACCAAAGAUCUACAUCUGAAGAACAGUUACGUGUUGGAUGGAUUCUCCAUUUCGUUUCAGAUAUGGGUUAUGGAGGCAAUCCCCGACAUUGGUACUAUGGUGGGUCAAAAGUUCAACAAAAACAUUACCAAAGUGAGAUGUACGGAUUGGAAAGGAAGUGGGAAAGUGUCUUACGAAGAUAUCAGUAGCCUGGAGUCGCACUUCGAUAAGGGAGAGUUGUUCUCUUUUCUAUCUGCUUCUAGGAACUCGGAUGUGAUUGAUAGUGAUCAGUUCUUCAGGGAAGAUGAGAAGAAUGACGAAAGAGUUGGACGUAUUGUUGCUCUGAUCAAUGCCAAACAAGAUUGGUCAGAAUUCGAAUGGGAAGUUCAGGAUUUGCCUCAAAAUUUGGAGCUGUCUGAUUCAGAAGAGGGUGUUGAUGUCGGAGAUGUCACAGAAACCCAUGUGGAGGAACCAUCACAUGUAGAGGAACCGGCUGUUGUUGCAAGAAGGGGCAAACGUAAGAUAAAUGAUCCUGGUGUCGAGGCCCGAAAGAAACAAUUGGUUUGUCAACGGGUGGCUGAACAUAGCAGUAGUAUCUCCGGUCAGAUGAAGACUUUCAUUGAAGUAUUAUUCACCUCUUUAAAGGAGGUGGUGCAGAAAGACAUCCAAAAGCAUUUCGACAAAGAGAUGGCUCAACUCAAGGAAGUGGAGUCUAAGAUUCCGGGUCCGUCAGAUACAAUGGGAAAAGAAAGAGCCUCUGAGAUUCUGUGUCCUUCAGCAACAAUGGAGAAAGACCAAUGGCGAGAAACAUCAUAG